GAAGAGUUACCUGAAAUUACCGAUGAACUCCAGGAGAAUAGAAGCAGAAGCAGAGGCAGAGGAGUGAAGCUUCUGAUUUUUACCCCUUAUAAGUGCAACAAGAAAUGGGUUGUCGCAUUGAACCCUCUUCCCCACUGUGGUUCUGGUUCUCAAGCUGAUGGUGAUGCAUCCUGUGAUAUAUGCAAAAGGAGACUCAAUGAUCCCACUCAAUAUCGCUAUUGCUCUGUCGCUUGUAAGGUGGAGGCACUUUCGAGUGAUGCAGAAGAGGAAGGCAAAGAAGUUGGUGAGCCAGGGAAGCGAAAGCACAGAAGGAAGGGAGUACCUCAGAGGGCUGCUUUGUUCUAG
Molecule: messenger RNA, 345 nt
Organism: Ilex paraguariensis (yerba mate)
Lineage: Eukaryota; Viridiplantae; Streptophyta; Magnoliopsida; Aquifoliales; Aquifoliaceae
Source: the annotation of a GenBank genome assembly